Molecule: messenger RNA, 1649 nt
Organism: Humulus lupulus (European hop)
Lineage: Eukaryota; Viridiplantae; Streptophyta; Magnoliopsida; Rosales; Cannabaceae
Product: nuclear transcription factor Y subunit A-10-like
Exons: 6
Coding region: 203-1183 (326 amino acids)
Biological process (GO): regulation of transcription by RNA polymerase II
Molecular function (GO): RNA polymerase II cis-regulatory region sequence-specific DNA binding; DNA-binding transcription factor activity, RNA polymerase II-specific
Source: RefSeq, a predicted model, not a curated record
ACCAAGCUUAUUGGCUAUUGUCUAGUUACAUUACACUUGUACGCAUUUAUCAUUCGAGUCCUCUCUCUCUCUCUCUCUCUAUCUGUGUUUAUUUUUUCCAGUGCUGGAGCGUUGUACACGAAGAAAACUGUUGGUGUUAGAUUCAACAAUAAAGUUGAAACUAAUUAAGAAGUGGGGGAUUUGAUCAUUUUGGAAGUUAACUAUGGCUAUGCAAACCAUAUAUCUCAAAGAACAUGAAGGACUUGUCCCUAACACCAUAGGGCACUUGUCCUCAAUUUCAUCUGUGCCUUGGUGGAGUGCCUUUGGAUCUCAGUCAGUUUUUGGAGACUCUUGUGACCAACUGAAACCUUUAUCCAUGGAAAAACCCGGUACCGGGGACCUGCUCUUUUCCACCAAACAUGCAGGAAGAGGCGCUGAUUUAGGACCAGAUAAAGGGAACAUAACUCAGUUUACUAUCUUUCCUGGGGAUGGACAAAAGUCUCAGGGAACCAUUUCUUUGCAAUCAUCCGUGCCAGAAUAUCAUGCUCGUUUUGAGCUGGGAUUCGGUCAGCCUAUGGUUUGUGCAAAAUAUCCAUAUAUGGAUCAAUUCUGUGGAGUCCUCUCUUAUGGACAUCAGCUCUCGGGACGCAUUAUGCUGCCGCUGAACUUGACUGCAGAUGAUGGACCAAUCUAUGUCAAUGCUAAGCAAUACCAUGGAAUCAUCAGGCGUCGACAGUCUCGUGCAAAGGCAGCAGUGCUGGAGAAUAAGCUGCCAAAAGCUCGCAAGCCAUAUAUGCAUGAAUCUCGCCAUCUCCAUGCAUUGCGCCGUCCAAGGGGAUGCGGUGGCCGUUUCUUGAACACAAAGUUUCAGAACAAUGACAAAGGUGGAAGACCCGUGGCAAUGAAACUCAGGAAUGGACAGCAACUCUCUAGGUCCUCGCGCUCUCAGAGCUCCGAAGUUCUGCAGUCAGAAAGUGGAACUCUGAACUCAUCAAAGGAAGCAAACAACAGCAGUGGUUCAAACCUCUCAGGAUCAGAGGUGACCAGUGUGUACUCCAGGGGAGAACUUGAGCACUUCCGGAUCAAUCAUCUUGGCUCUUCAUUCCAUUCUGUCACGGACAUGAUGGAAAACUCACGCGGCAUUGUCAUGCCCACCAAAUGGGUUGCAGCCGCUGAUCAUAGCCGCUGCAACCUCAAUGUUUGACAACAAGAGCAAGUGGGGUUUGAUGCUGAGGCAUUCAUACCCCAUUUCUUGUUUGCAGCCAUGUUGGAAAAACCUGGUGCCAGCAGUUUCCUUGUUAUGGUUUCUGCAACACAGGAUUUUGGGUUUGAGGAUGGCCUCCCCAACCAUUUGGCUGCUUCUCAAACGGCAACUCAUUCUUGGCUCAUGUUGACUUCCACACGGAGUUGACAUAAUUUAGUUAGUAAAAUAUACAAGUAUAAUAUGGAUUUGAAUAAAAUGGCGAUUGGAGACAAAAGGUUGUGGUUUGUGAUUGUGACAUAAAAAAAGAGAACAAUGUCAAUGUUGUUAUUGGUGCUUGUGCUUUUGAAGUUCAGUGUCUGGUGAAUUAUGUUUUUAGACUGAUGUAAUGCGAAACUUUAUGGUGUGGUGUUUCUCAGCUGUAUUAUACUAAUAAUUCCUACGAAGUACGUUCUGUUUUAUUCUGUUA